Molecule: messenger RNA, 2306 nt
Organism: Magallana angulata
Lineage: Eukaryota; Metazoa; Mollusca; Bivalvia; Ostreida; Ostreidae
Exons: 2
Coding region: 36-995 (319 amino acids)
Source: RefSeq, a predicted model, not a curated record
UUGCAUAAAAGCUCUGUUGACGAUGCCCUACUGAAAUGCGGAGAAAACUGUACAAAUUCUGUGUGGUAGGCGGUGCUUCUAUGGCGGUAGUGUUAGUUGUGAUGAUUCUCAGACUGCUUUUUCAAUCACGGACAACAAUAGAUUUGAGUGAAAGAACAACAACAAACGACCGACUUCAGUGCACCAGUGUUAAAGUUAAGUCCUGCUCUGGAUUUCAGUUGAAGGAGGAAACUCUGUGUGUCACAGCUAACAUGAAGGCAUCGAUCGAUACACAGAGAGCGGAAACCAUUGUCAGCACUGUUCCACAAAAUUUAUCGUUUUUCGAUGUAAGGGAGUUAAAGAAACUAGACACUUUGCUUAGACUUUUUAUAGACGUUUGCAAAAAGGAGAAAAUCUCGUUCAUGUUAUACGGGGGUUCGCUUUUAGGAUCAUAUCGCCAUCACGGCAAAAUACCAUGGGAUGAUGACGUUGAUGUCCUCGUCGGGUCAAAGUUCAAGGAACGUUUGCGACAGAUUAUUGAGACAGAGUCUGACUGGUCUAAUUUUCUUAGCGUUCGAACAGGCACUCUAUCACAAUGGAAAGUCUACAGAAAGGUUGAUGACUAUUGGCCUUUUAUAGAUGUGUUCUUUUACGAUGAAAACCAAACCCACCUCUGGGACACAGCUCCUCAGUACCGAGGCCGCUUUGUUUACCACACAAAAGAUGUAUUUCCUCUUGAAUUCCGCUUGUUUAAUGGCCUGUGUAUGCCAGUGCCAAAAAACAUUCGAGUCAUUUUAGAGCAAAAUUACGACGUUGACCGAUGCCAAAGUCCGAGUUUUAACCAUUUGACUAAUUCCAGAGUUCCGUCCAAGAGAAGACUGAACCUCCCAUGUAAUAAACUCUACGCCUGGUUCCCUUUUGUUUUCCAUAAUACCGACAAUCAUCAGAUGUUUUCUGAGGUGCUGAAGAUAAAUAAUAGCAUCAUUUCAUUUUAUAAAAGAUAUGAAAAGAAAUAAACCAAUAACCGUAGUGUUCUGCAUGUAUUUGUUGAGUAAAUUUGUGAUUUCCUAAUGUAAUGGCAAAUGCGACUCAGAAGUAACUUAUACUAAUUCGUGAACUGUUUGAGAUAGAAUAUAAUUGCUUUGAACAAAAUUAUAGUUGUCUCCUUAGGGUUAUUGUUUUUACUGUUUUUACUCACAAGGUUAAACGACCCAAGGAAUAUUGAUAAGAUAUAAAAUUAGUCCAAGCUUCGCGCUUUGUCGGAAGGCAUGAAAUGCAAAAUGGAAUUACUUUAUAAUGCGAACAGAACUCUUUGGGGAAACCGAGCUAUGAUAGACAUGGUAGUCUUCUCUGAAGAAUAGCCCUUCGUGGACUGAAAAUGGCAAUCAAUGUUACAAGACAAUUAUAACGACAGCGAACUUGAAGAAAAAAUCGAAAUCUUCUACUACAUUUAAGAAAUGGGUGACAGGUUUACGCAACUGUACCGAUGCACAUUCACGAUUAAUCGACUUUUACCCUGGAAACUAAUCUUAUUGCGAAAUCACUGAAUCUCGAUGUGUCCUCUUUCUCAAGACGUUUUGGAACGAUGUCCUAUAACGUGAAAUAUACCGCCAACGCUAACGUCACGAUGACUGUGGAAGAUACGGGGAGGACGGAAUUAGGUCAAAGUUCAGUCACAACCAGACUUAACCCUUCUAAGGUCGAUGGGGCCCAGUCGAUAAGCAUCACAGCCUUCUGUCGGAAGAUCACGCCGUUUGUCGUCGCCAUUAUCUGCAUUGUCAUCUUUAUUGCCGUUGUCAUUCUCGUUUUCCACGAUUUUUUCUGAUUCUGUCUGAAAUCCACGAAGUUUGCACCAGACUUGAAAAAAUCCACACGAUGAAGACGCCAUCGUUGUAUUAAAUUCAAACAGACAGAAUGCACGUGAACAUUGCUUGUGCUCAAAUAAACAAUUCAUUUUACAUUUACUUGUACUUACAAUGUCUGUAUGAAUCCUGAGUAUGUGAAUAAAGCAUCAAUACAUAAGAAAGAAUGUACAGUAUAGUAUUUAACUUUGCUUGUGUGAUUUUUAAUUUGUAAAUUUCAAUGCAUGUACACUUGUAUGAGGUUAAAUAUAUAGGCUGGUACAUUUUACAACUGAAAAUUAUAUACAAACUACAUAAAGGGAAAAAAUAUUUGCCAUAGUUAUUUAUUCACUCAGAGAUCUCUAACACCAAAUUGUCAUUAACUUGUGUACAGUGAACCAUGUUCAAUCCGACAUGCAUCAGAGACAAUAUCGUGCCAGAAUAGAAUUGUAAAGGGCAUUCAUUCCGGUAAAUAGUAGAUGGAAG